UAUCGUUACUAAUGACAUGGAAUAACAGUGCUGGAAAAGAAAAAAGUUUUCUCAGUAUAGCUAACUGUUUAAGAAAAAUAGACCAUGAAAAAUUAGCCGAAUGGUUGUCGGACACAGUUUUUACUCAAUUGAGUAUGGAAUUAAGUAAUAGUUUUCUUCAAAACACUACGUUACAAAGAAAUACAGCUACAGUUUCGUCCCGAUCACAGAAAGUUCUACAAAUUGAAAGUUGUCCAUAUGAUAGAAAUGUUUUGUUUUUAUUAUUCGAUACGUUUUGCAUGUAUUUCAUAUUGAUGGCCAUYGUAACAUUUGUAUUCUAUUCAUUGGGUUUGUUGGUUCGAACUAUAAAAGAAAGCCAAWACAUUCUUAGCAAGUAUAUUAUUUUUAGAAAUUAAAAAGUAAC
Diuraphis noxia (Russian wheat aphid) is the source of this 403-nucleotide messenger RNA. RefSeq lists its product as uncharacterized. The record is from RefSeq and is a predicted model, not a curated record. Gene Ontology annotation, biological process: signal transduction. Gene Ontology annotation, molecular function: protein binding. NCBI's taxonomy places the organism in Eukaryota, Metazoa, Arthropoda, Insecta, Hemiptera, Aphididae.